Molecule: messenger RNA, 2002 nt
Organism: Drosophila nasuta
Lineage: Eukaryota; Metazoa; Arthropoda; Insecta; Diptera; Drosophilidae
Gene: Sdc
Product: Syndecan
Exons: 7
Coding region: 413-1642 (409 amino acids)
Biological process (GO): cell migration
Cellular component (GO): cell surface; membrane
Source: RefSeq, a predicted model, not a curated record
UCGAACUAAAACCGUUGAAUGAGUCGGACGCGGGAUUUGUGCUCGUUGGCAUCGCAAGUGUAAAGAAAUUUAACAAUUUAUUGCAACGAAUUUGUUGUAAUUGCAUACAUAAAAUGCACAACGCAACGUGCAAUUAAUUCAUUAAGCGCAUACGAUUUUUUUGUAUUGCUAUUUACAAAAUCCAAGAAUCAGCGAGAUAUACUUUGAGUAUAUUUGAAUAGCAUAAACAACAUAAAGAGAAGAUAUUUUCGCUGUAAAGCCAAAAAAGCUCUUUAUGCUGCCGCUGACCGUCGUACAAUUAUAAACAAACAAAAAAAAAAAGCAGAAAAAAACAAAAACAAACCUUUGGAAUACACUUUUUUCAUCAACUUCUGUAUUAAAUAUCGUCGACUUCGCCACCCACGCAACGAAAAUGAAAUCAAAGCUGAAAGCUGCGCUGCUGACGUCGCCGUCAUCGUUGAUGUUAAUAUCAUGGAUGCUUUUGAUUCUGCUGGUGGCCACCACACAAGCAGCUGAUGAGAAAUCUGUGAAACCAUCGGCAGCGGCGCCCUCAUCGACAUUCUCAUCAACAUCAGCGCAUCGAGAUGAAAUUUAUAUCGAUGAUGAAGGCACUGACGGAUCCGGCGGACAUGGCGGGAUACACGAUGAUCUAGACAAGGAUCCGGACUAUUCUGGCUCUGGCUUUGGACCCGAUGACGAGGACGCCAUUACCGAUCAUAAUCAUAAUACGCGAGUGCAAGGCGGUGGCCACAUAAACACAGCUCAUACACCAACAACACAAACAACAACCACAAGUACCACCACCUCCUCCACCUCCACCACAACCAGCAGCACCACCGCCUCCACAAGCACAUCCUCAACAACAACAACAACAACAACAACCACCACAGAACCGACCAUCAUCGACACACCCAACUCCUCAUUCAAUAAAUCCCAAACCGCAACACAACGCACGCCUCCAUUGCCCGAACCUGAAGAGGAUGACGACGGUUUUGAUCUGGAAGAACCCUUGCAAGGCAGCGGUGAUGGCGAUGGCGAUGGCGAUGACGAUAGCGAUGACUAUGACGUAGAUGACGAUGACGAUGAAGAUAAAGAGGAUACCAAUGAUAGCGAUGAUCAUGUGACUAAGGACGAUGAUCUGAUUGUUCCCGAUCAUAAGGGCGAGCUUGAAUCGCAUCCCAAGGAGGAUAAGAAUGAUGAACAAACCAUCGAUGUGGAUGGCGGCGAGGAUGAAGAAGAUCUAUACACCGAUAUCACUGAUAAGAAGGACGAAGGCACGGAACGCACCUCCUCAGGCUCGGGUGGCAGCGUCAGCACCAACUUCCACGAAUUGGACCCCAACAAUAUCAAUAGCCAGCCGACAGACACGAAAAUCGUUGAGCACAGGCCCGGCGGCAAUAGCGAGGUGGUCAUCAUGAGCGAGGAGGAUCGCACGACAAGCUUCUUUGCGCAGCCUGGCAUCUUGGCUGCUGUCAUUGGAGGCGCCGUUGUUGGCCUACUGUGUGCCAUACUUGUGGUCAUGUUCAUUGUCUAUCGCAUGCGGAAAAAGGAUGAAGGUUCCUAUGCGCUGGACGAGCCAAAGCGUUCGCCCGCCAACAACUCCUAUGCGAAAAAUGCGAAUAAUCGUGAGUUCUACGCCUGAGAUAAUGGCACAGCGCGCAGGUAUUAAGCUGAUCGAGAGCUGGAGUGCGAGUAGGCAGCAGCAGCAGCAGGAGGAGGAGGAACCGAGGAGCGGAGUCAUGACGACAACACUUGACAACUUAAGGUUAACGCGUGCAUUUGAAUUUGGUUAACAAACAAAAGCUCGGCUCAAUACACUGCGUGAUAAUAACAACAACAUGAAGGAGAAUAACAUUAACAAAUUGAAAACUAACAACUGGAUGGAAAGCUACAAACAUUAACAACAACAACAACAUCAGAAGCAACCACUCUGAAGAUCACACAAUUUUUCGCAAGGGGUAAACAAACAAAAAACAAAAAAAAAAAACAAAAACAAAAACAA